AUGGCUAAUUUCACUAUGAGUGGAUUUCUUCUCAUGGGAUUUUCAGACAAGGUUGAGCUAGAAAUCUUACUUGCUUUUCUGUUCUUAGUCUUAUACAUGGUGGCUUUAACGGGCAAUAUCUUUAUUAUCACAGCAAUUUCCAUGUAUAGUAGUCUCCACUCACCCAUGUAUUUCUUCCUGAAACAUCUCUCCUUCCUGGACCUGUGCUACAUUUCCGUGACGGUGCCAAGGGCCAUUUACACCUCUUUCAUGCACAGUGGCUACAUCUCCCUGGGGGAGUGCAUAGUGCAGUGUUUUGCCUUUGUUCUCUGUGCUUGUGCUGAGCUGUCCAUUCUCACGGUGAUGUCUUAUGACCGCUACGUGGCCAUCUGCUUUCCACUGCGCUAUGACAUCAUCAUGGACGCCAGCAAGUGUGUCCACGGAGUCUUAGGUGCCUGGAUUGGUGGGAUCAUUUCUGGACUCAUGCACACAACUGCCACUUUCUCCAUGCACUUCUGUGGCUCCCAUGUCAUUCACCAGUUCUUCUGUGACAUCCCCCAGCUCCUGAAACUCUCUUGUUCAAAUGAGUAUAUCAGAGAGGUGGGGGUCACUGUAUUUUUGAGUCUUGUGACCUUAUUCUGUGUCACCAUUAUUGGACAAUCCUACCUGAAGAUCUUCUCCACUGUGCUGAGGAUGCC
Condylura cristata (star-nosed mole) is the source of this 677-nucleotide messenger RNA. RefSeq names its product olfactory receptor 14J1-like. The record is from RefSeq and is a predicted model, not a curated record. Gene Ontology annotation, biological process: G protein-coupled receptor signaling pathway. Gene Ontology annotation, cellular component: membrane. The annotation marks the transcript as partial. Gene Ontology annotation, molecular function: olfactory receptor activity; G protein-coupled receptor activity; odorant binding. The transcript has a single exon. Lineage: Eukaryota; Metazoa; Chordata; Mammalia; Eulipotyphla; Talpidae.